Messenger RNA from Trichoderma breve, 963 nucleotides. Its product is annotated as enoyl-CoA hydratase/isomerase domain-containing protein. NCBI's taxonomy places the organism in Eukaryota, Fungi, Ascomycota, Sordariomycetes, Hypocreales, Hypocreaceae. Bases 1 to 963 code for a protein of 320 amino acids. The transcript has a single exon. The record is from RefSeq and is a predicted model, not a curated record. Gene Ontology annotation, biological process: fatty acid beta-oxidation. Gene Ontology annotation, molecular function: enoyl-CoA hydratase activity.
AUGUAUUCAUCUUAUAAGCACCUUGUGCUCUUUACCUUGUCUGGUCUUUUGCCUUUAAUCAACGGCAGCCUGGUUCAGCAACAUGACACCCAUCGCCUACCCUGGGAGCGUACCAAGUCAACCGGUUUUGGAACAUUGGCAACGACAUCGUCCAACAAUGGCACGAUUCUUCGCAUCCUCAUGGACAACUCUCCUACCAAUCUCUACGAUUACAAACUCAUCAGCGAUCUUUACGAUUUGCUUUCCUCUGUUGUGCCUGAAAACAUCACUGUUUCUGCUUCUCCGCCCAAAGUCAUGAUCUUCGCUAGCGGUGACCCUGAUUUUUGGAUGGGUCACUAUGAUGGAGCCCUUUUUGGUACCAACCCUCCGUUCAACGAGUCUUACACGGAGGAGCUCUUUACAAAGAAUCGGGCCAUUGUCGGCAUGCUGAAAUCUCCCCCGACAAUUCUUAUCGCUGAAAUCAAUGGGCGAGCCACUGGUUCGGGCAAUGAGUUUCUUGUGCAAUGCGACAUGGCCUUUUCAGGCCCCAACACAAUUCUAGGGGCUCCCGAAGUUGCAGUUGGCGGAGUUCACGGGAACGGUGGCAUUCAACAUCUUGUGCGAUUAAUCGGAAUGCAACGAACUGUAGAAUACAUGCUUACUUCCAGUGGAAUUGACGCCCUGACUGCGGCGGAGAUUGGGUGGGUCAACAGACUGUACAGGUCAGAAGCCAAACUUCGCAGAGCUGUAGAUGAGAUUGCUGGUAGAAUUGCUCUAUUUCCAGCUGCAGGUCUCAACGGAACAAAGGCCAUGAUCCGGGAGUUUUCUGCGCCACCUUCAGUCGUUGAAGCCGACAUUGCGACCAUUUUCAGAUUGGAGGCGGGUGAAAAGGCUCCCGAUGCAGAGUAUCUACGCAUCAGCAAGAAUCAGAGCCGCCAGUUUGAACUAGGUGUGCCAGACAAGAUGGUUGAGAUCUGGGAGUAG